Molecule: messenger RNA, 7662 nt
Organism: Vespa crabro (European hornet)
Lineage: Eukaryota; Metazoa; Arthropoda; Insecta; Hymenoptera; Vespidae
Gene: Tdg
Exons: 10
Coding region: 3539-6799 (1086 amino acids)
Biological process (GO): base-excision repair, AP site formation
Cellular component (GO): nucleus
Molecular function (GO): DNA binding; mismatch base pair DNA N-glycosylase activity
Source: RefSeq, a predicted model, not a curated record
AGUGCGGUGCCGACUCUUGCUGCCGCGGCGGUCGCGGAUUUUGCGGCUUUGCGAGAGAGAGAGAGUGUGUGUGCGUGCGCGCUCGCGCGUGUUUACACGACUCGAGAGAGACAGAGAGAGAAAGAGUGGGUGGGUGGGUAGUGCGAAGAAGUGAGAAAAAGAUAGAUAGACAGAGAAAGAGAGAGAGAGAGAGAGAGAGAGAGAGAGAGAGAAAGAGAGAGAGAGAGAGAGAGUGGAAGAAGAGAGAGAAAGAGAGGGGUGAUAAAAAGGGAGGAGAACAAAAUCGAAACGUGUGUGACGUCGUGUGUGUUGUCCGUGUAUGUGUAUAUAUAUAUAUAUAUAUAUACACGUAUAUAUAUAUAUGUGUGUGUGGGGAAAUAUGUGCGUAUGUGGUGUCGUUUCCUCGGCACGAGGAUCAUCAUCGACGUGAAAGGCGCUUCGAGCUUCUCCGUCCAAUUCGUCGUUUAUCGUCGUUCAUCGAUUGCUAUAAAAAAAUAAGGAAGAAGAAGAAGAACAACAUAACAACAAUAACAACAACAAGAGUAACAAUCGAAGGAACAAUUUGAAAGAAAAAGAAAAGGAAACUCAAAAAUAAGAAGGAACUGUUACUGUGACCGUUGUGCGAUUGUGUGAUAGGCUGAUAGAUUGAAAAAUUUAUUAGAAAAGUUGUUACAGUGGAUAGAAGAACAACAAACAAUAACAAUAACAACAACGUCUUUCAUUCGUUCUAAUUCCCUUCGUUCUUUCUCAAUAAUCCUUGAUUUUAUUGGUGAUAACAAAUUUCUUUUUUUUUUCUUCCUUUCUUUUUCCUUUUUUUCCUGAUAUAUAUAUUUAUAUAUAUAUAUUGUAUAAAUUUAAAUAUAUAUAUAUAUAUAUAUGCACAUACAUAUACAUACCAUACGAACAUAUAUACAUAUGUAUAUGCGUGUAUAUAUAUAUAUAUAUGCUUCUUUGUCACCCUUCUUCCAAACCAUCCCUUUAAUCCUUCGCCAUCACCUUACCCGUGCCGGAUAGACGUAAUAAUAUUUGAAGAUAAUAAAUAACGGAAGAGAAGAAACGAAUAGUAGAGAAUAGAGAAGUGAAGAGAAGAGAAGAGAAGAAGAAGAAGAAGAAGAAGAAGAAGAAGAGAAUUCAAGAACGGAGAAGUGGAGUGGCAAUCUCGUUCGUUGCUCCGUCGGACGUGUACUUGGAGUGUCAACUACACGCACACAUAUACAUAUACACCUAGAAAGAAAGAGAGAGAGAGAGUACGGAAAGAUCGUGUAUAUAUCGGGUGUCCCGAAAAAUUCUACCCGAUCGAUUUUUUCCUAAAAAUUUUCAUAAAAAUAGUGUUUCGUGUGUGUGCGUUCGUGCGCGCUUAUGCGCGCGCGCCCGUGUAUAUAGUCGCUGUAACAAGAAGGAAAAAGAAAAAAAAAAGCGUAUAUAAUGACGACGACAAAAAGGACGAUGAAAGGAGAAAGGACGAAUCCUAAGACGACGUCGAGGACGACGACUACUAGGAGGACGAAAACAUCAUCGAAAACAUCGACGAGCUCUAGGGGUCUCGAUUGAAGUACCCCCUCUCCUCCUCAACCCUCUCCCACCUCCCGAAGAAAAGAAUAAAUUAAUAAAUAAAAAAAGAAAGAAGAGAGAGAGUAAGAGAGAGAGAGAGAGAGAGAGAGAGAGAAAGAGAAGAAAAAAAAACAACUUUCAACGACCUACGUGAGGAUUAUAUUUUUUUUUUUUCCCACCAAAGGGGAGGAGAGAGAGAAUAUAGAAGAAAGGAUCUUCUCCCCCUAUCCUCAUCACCCCUUUCCUCUUCCUCCUCCUCCUCCUCCUCCUCCUCCUCGCCCUCCCCCUGUUUGUACGAACAACACACACACACAUACGCGCGCGCUCUUCUACCCCCACACCACCCCCGGCCCACCGGCCAACCGGCCCACUGGUCAACCGGCCCACCGGUUCGGACGUACCGAGGGGAUUAAUCUUCAAUAUAACAAACCAAGUGGAAAAAGAAGAGAUCUAUUGAAGGGAAAAGAGUGUGAUCUAUAGAAGAAGAUCUAUAGAAGGAUUUAUAAUAAUUAUAAUAAUAAUAUAUUAUAUAUAUAUAUAUAUAUAUAUAAUAUAAAUAUAGACAGAACGAGAUAGGUUGAACGUUAGUAGUAAUAAUAAUAGUAAAAAAAAAAAUAAAAAAUAAAAAUAAAAAAAAAAGGAGGGAGGAAAAAGUAAAAAGGAAGAAAGGAAGGAACGAAAGAGAAAUUGAAAAGAAAGAAGUUGAAAGAAGAUAAGGAGAGGGAGAGAGAAAGAAAGAGAAGGGAACAAAAAGAAAAAAAAAAGAAAUAAGAGAAGAAGAUCGUCGCGUAGUCGACGGCGACCGAACGGAUCGCAACACCGUCGGUCCCGUCGCCGCGACGGAAGAAGGAGUCUCACGACGCACACAGAAACACACGGAACACGGGCCACCGAUAGAAAGACAGACAGAAAGACAGACGGACAUUAUCUAUCGUCUGUGUCGUCUGUGUCGUCGUCAUUGUCCUACGUACGUAUACGUACUCGUUGCGACGGCCGUGUGAUUGCUGGUAGUAGUGUCAGUUGGUGCUCUACUAGCAGAAAGGAGUAUUAGUAUUAGUACUAGUACUAGUGGUAGUAUCAAUAGUGCUACUGCUACUGCUGGUGGUGGACGUGGACGUGGUCGUCGUGGUAGUGCUGGUGUUGGUAGUGGUGGUGGUGGUGGUGGUGGUGGUGGUGGUGGUGGUGGUGGUGGUCGUAGUAGUAUUAGUAUUAGUAACAGCAGCAGCAACAGCAGCAGGAGGAGUAGUAGUAGUAGUAAUAGUAGUAGUAGUAGUAGUAGUUGCGGUGGUGAAGCAGCGAUCGUUACUAGCCCGAGCAACGCCAAGAGCAUCGUCGUCGUCUCGUGGAGUAGCGCGACAGUGGCAGCGUCGCCAGGAGAAAUUGUAGUAGUUGUAGUAAUAGUAACUGCUGUGGUGGUGGUGGUGGUGGCAAUAGUGGUGGUGGAAGUAGUAGAGGAAGAAGAAGAAGAAGAAGAAGAGAUAGAAGAAGAGGAGAAGGAGAAAAAGGAAGAAGAGAAGGAAGAAGAGGGAGGAGAAAGAGGUGAGAUUGGAGGUGGUGAUCAAGAAGGAAAAGGAAAAAAUAUUAAGAGAGAAAGAAAGAUAGAGGAAAAGAGAAAGAAUAGUGUGGUAGUAUUAUUUCGUCAAGAAGAAACAGAAAGACGAAAAAGAGGAGGAGGAGGAGGAGGAGGAGGAGGAAGAAGGAGAAGAAGAAGAGUAAGUGGAGGUGGGCUUUGCACGGAUCCGGUCCGUCGGUCGGUGGUCAUCGAAGUUAACCUCGACGAAGGUUCUUCACGAAGAAAAAGGACCGUUCUCGAGGAAGAUAAAAAGGAGGUAGAAGAACCGAAGGAGGAAGAAGAAGAAGAAGAAAAAGGAAGGAAGGAAGGAAGGAAGAGGAGGUGGAGUAGUAAUAGUGAAGGGGUAGGAGGAGGAGGAGGAGGUGAAAUAUCCUCAUCGCGGUUUUCCCCGCGUCAGAGAUCUCUUCAGAGAGUAUGCAGGUGGCAACGCUGUUCAGGGAGAGCGCCACCCUGCUGGGUGCCUCCACCUUGGAUCCCCCGCAGACUCACCACCAUCAGUCCGUGCAUCAGCAACAGCAGAUCCAGCAACAGCAUGCCGCCGACUUGCAUCUCGGUCACCACAUGCAACAUCACUACAAGAUGUCGUAUCCGUCGCCUGUGCAGAACGGGGGACAAAAUGGGGCGACGAUGAAUUGCACUCAGGGUGUGCUGGUGAAGCAAGAGGCUAGGGACGACGGUUACGAGACGAGUCCAGAUCUCGAGAUGAGAAGCACCGGUGGUGACAGCAGUCAGCAGUACCACACACCGCUGACACCGCACACGCCGCACACACCGCACACCCCGCACACGCCCCUCACGCCCGUAUCGGCGACGGCGCAUCAACCCCAACCACCUGGCUCGACCGCCUCCGCCCUAGGACAGGUGUCAAUAAAAUGCGAGACACCGGUGGAUCCAUACUCCUUUGUAGACGAGGAUAUGUCGAUGGGUGGUAUGAGGUCCGCGAGCAGUCCUGGUGGCAAUCCUGAGAGCAUGACGUGUCCGGGCGGCGUCCAACCGGGCCUGGUUACACCCACGUCGACGCCACCCGGUCCUCUCUCCGGUCAGCAACAUCAUCGGAUCGAUCUCGUUAUGAAUGGUGCUGUGAAUCCUCAGCUAGUGCAUCAACCGAAGAAAAGGGGAAGAAAGAAAAAAUCCGAAAUGAUAUUAACACCCGAAGAGGCGGAGCUCGCGGAGGCGAAAAAACGCGCGAAGACGUAUAAGGAGAGGAAAAAGCACGAUAGGUUCGACGGAAUGCCGGAGGAGGAAGUGAGUAAACGCGUUCUUCCGGAUCACCUGACGAACAACCUCGACAUCAUCAUAAUCGGGAUCAACCCUGGACUGUUCGCCGCAUAUAAAGGCCACCAUUACGCUGGACCUGGGAAUCAUUUCUGGAAAUGUUUACACCUUAGUGGACUUACACCUGAACCUUUGACAGCCGACGAUGACUACAAAUUAUUACGACUUGGAAUUGGUUUCACGAAUAUGGUGGCACGUGCCACGAAAGGCAGUGCCGAUCUGACGAGAAAAGAAAUUAAGGAAGGUAGUCAUAUACUGUUAGAGAAAUUGCGAAAAUAUAAGCCAAAAAUCGCGGUGUUCAACGGGAAAUUGAUUUACGAGGUAUUCUCGGGGAAGAAGGAAUUUGGAUUUGGUAGACAACCGAACCUCGUCGAGGGUACAAAUACGUACAUGUGGGUGAUGCCAUCGAGUAGUGCAAGAUGCGCACAAUUGCCGCGCGCAGCUGACAAGGUGCCAUAUUAUGCAGCUCUUAAGAAAUUCCGUGACUACCUCAACGGUACGAUCUCCCAUUUGGAUGAGUCAGACAUCGUUUUUGCCGAUUCGAAACUUAAGAAGAAGGAGCAAGAAGCGAUCGAAGAUAAGAAGCCAAUCUUUGCGGAUGAUCUGACGCACGAUGUCGACGGAAAGAUGACGGAUAUUAAUGGUACUUCGGUAAAACAGGAAUCUGGUUUGAUACCGGGUAAAAAGAAACGCGGUAGACCAAAGAAAAUUAAAAAUCCUGAGGAUCAGCCACCACCGGAUCCGGAAAAAUUGGAUGCAAAUGGCGAGGUUAUUAAGAAACGCCGUGGUAGACCCAAGAAGAUUCAUCAGCAACAAAAGCAACAGGAACGGGAAAACAGGGAAAGAGAACAACAACAUCAACAGCAGCAUCAAGUUAUGAGCCAUUUAAGUAACGCAUAUAACACUGGGGUACCAAAUUGUUUUUCGCCGCCAUUGAUGUCACCGCCGAAACCUUUCGCCCAUAUGGCACCUUAUCCUCAACCACAAAUGAACGAUACAAGUUUCUUUGGUCAAAGUAUGAACGACACGCCCUACAAUAUGAGCGCGAAACAAAGUCCUGUACAUUUACAACAUUACAGCCAAAGUCCUAAAUCAAUGACGCUUUCCUUCACGCACUCCGAUCUAUCGUCGGAGAUAAAUACCGCGAUCUCGUCGGAAAAUAAUUUAGAACCAUCACCUUUAACCUCGCCUAGCGUCGAUCAUCCGGAUUUCGAGCCGCCUACAAGUAUGUCACAACAAAAUAUGGGUAAUGAUCAUCGGCAAUACAACGCAGCUGGUAAUGGUGAUAAUCCAAGUCAUCAUGGCAGCCCGGGUACUCCAUCGCACGGUGGUUACACGAGUUAUAUGGGUUAUCACGAUCAAACACCGGAUACUCACAAUCCACAUCAAACAACGUCAACGCCUCUGAGCCAAUGCGCCGAUGAGCAUUCCCAUCACUCCCAUCAAACGCCGCCGCAUACCCAUCCCCAUACCCCGACUCAUUCAUCGAUGUCACCUCAUCACCAUCCGCACGAGCAAUACGGAAUGAAACGGAACACGGGACAAGACGUUGCCUCGAAAAGUCUUAGUGAUUUGGAAUCUUUGGUAGAUCAGAUACCGAGUAUAGCGGACGGGGGAAGUCAACGUCUACAGCACUCGCAUCCAAAUAUGUCGGACGAUUCGUUAGUCGACAAAAUGGACGGGCAUCACCAGUCAUCCUAUUUACCAGGUUUCGGUGGUAUGCCCGUAGGCGGUAUGUCAAACUACAGUCCACCUUUACCACCUGGGGGUGGUUUAUAUCCUGGCACGUUACAUCAUUCGCCUGGAGAUGGUUACGGUAGUCUAUACGGUAUGAAUGGUCGACAUCAUGCGGAAUCCCAACAACAACAACAACAACAGCAGCAGCAACAACAACAACAGCAGCAGCAACAACAGCAGCAGCAACAACAACAACAACAGCAGCAGCAGCAGCAACAACAACAGCACAGCAAAUCGUAUACGGUCGAAAAUCUAGCGUCGAGCAACUAUACCCCAAGCAUGGGUCACGCUCAUCCUGGAAACUCUUAUCCAAACAUUAUACCUGGACCUCAUUAUCCUGUACCAAUGGGCUCGACAAAUGGCUAUCUCUUUGGUGGCCUCGAGUCUAGCCUGAUGCAACGUACUUACGGGAUGGGCGGUAUGAGUGGCAUGGGCGGAAUGCACGCUUCCCUCGGUCACAUGGCCAAUCCGUAUCCGUACAACGGUUCGUAUUCGAGUUCCUUCGAUGCCUAUCCGGCGCCACCAGCGGGUAUUCACGCGCCCAGCGCAAAUUAUCCUGGGUAUGCUGGCGCGGGUGGCGCCACGCCUGCUACCGCCACUUCGCCACCUUAUCUCCCGUCGCAUCACAGGCCACCGGUCGACUUAGCCUACGACGCUGUAUGAUAAUCGAUGUAAAGCUGUUGAUGAUGAUGAUGAUGAUGAUGGUGAUGAUGAUGAUGAUGAUGAUGAUGAUGAUUAUGAUGAUGAUGAUGAUGAUGAUGAUGAUGAUGAUGAUGAUUAUGAUGAUGAUGAUGAUGAUGAACGCCUCAUCGCGUAUCGAUAUUAUCUUUUCUACGUAUUUUUACACGUUUUAGGAUUCGCCGGCAUUGCCGUCUGUCUUUCUCUCUCUCUCUCUCUCUCUCUUUCUCUCUUUCUCUCUUUUUCUUUCUUUCUCUCUUUCUCAUUCUCCUUUUCUCUCUUUCAUUCUAUCUAUCUUUCGCUUUGAAAAUCUUAUCUAUCUAUCAUUCUACUUUCAUUAUACGUCACCAUAAUGCAUAACAUUGCAUAAUCGCAUAUUCGAUACUCUAUUUAAUAAUCCCCGAAACCUAUUUGAUCGACGUUCUGCUAUGCUACUCCUAUUAAUAUUAUAUUUUUCAUUGAUCGACUUAUUGGAAAUGAAACUGCCAUGUUUCCACUUAUUAAAAUCUAAAAAAGAGCAAUGUUCUCUGAUAAACAAUAUGGAAAAUGUUCAAUCGUUUCUUCUUUUUUCUUUUCUUUUUUUCUCCUUCCUUCGACGUUACUCGAUUGGCUGUUCAUGUUAAUUUACUAACAAAUGAAAUAUGAAAUAAAUAAAAAAGAAAAUCUAUUGAUUUAAUUCUUUCACUCUUACACAUUGCAGUUCAUUUAAUAAGUCGAUUGUUUUCAUAUCUGUAUCUCUCUCUCUCUCUCUCUCUCUCUCUCUCUCUCUCUCUCUCUCACUUUCUCUCUUUCUCACUCUUUCUAUUUUUCAUUCUUUAUCUCUCUCUUUUUCUCUCUCUUUCUCUUUU